Solanum tuberosum (potato) is the source of this 838-nucleotide messenger RNA. Its product is annotated as transcription factor MYB12-like. The record is from RefSeq and is a predicted model, not a curated record. The transcript has 4 exons. NCBI's taxonomy places the organism in Eukaryota, Viridiplantae, Streptophyta, Magnoliopsida, Solanales, Solanaceae. Bases 71 to 838 code for a protein of 255 amino acids.
UUUAAUUUCUCCAUUUUUCAUUUGGAAAUAUCCCAAAAGUGUAGUGCAUAUUUCAUACUAGAAAAUAGAAAUGGUAAGAACACCUUGUUGUGAGAAAGUAGGUCUCAAGAGAGGGAGAUGGACAGUAGAAGAAGAUGAAAGACUCACCAACUAUAUUCAAGCUAAUGGUGAAGGAUCUUGGAGGACAUUACCUAAAAAUGCUGGGUUACUAAGAUGUGGAAAGAGUUGCAGAUUAAGAUGGAUUAAUUAUUUGAAAAGUGAUUUAAAGAGAGGUAACAUAACUUCCGAUGAAGAAGCUAUAAUCAUUAAGUUGCGUGCAACUUUGGGUAACAGGUGGUCUCUAAUAGCAAAACAUUUACCACAUAGAACAGAUAAUGAGAUAAAAAAUUAUUGGAAUUCUCGUUUGAGCCGAAAAGUAGAAAGCUUAAGGAUUCCAAGUGAUGAAAAGUUGCCACAAGCUGUUGUCGAAUUAGCCAAAAAAGGAACACAACAACAAAUUAUCAAACAUAGACGAAAAGGGAAAACUAAAAUUAGCGGUUCGAAUUUCAGAAGUGAAACUAUAGUCCACAUUACGUCAUCAACGCCAAAUAUGGAGAAAGAAACCAUAAAUACCAUUCCCAAUGGCGAUAGUAAUGCAAUGGAGUUCUAUCAUAACGAUGAUCAAAUGUUGUGGCAUGACGAUAUUAUGCUAAUGGACGAUAAAGAAGCAGAGUUGGACCAAGAUUUCAUUUUCAAUUGUUUAUGGAGUGACAUUAAUAAUGACUCCAUGAAUGAAGAAGCAACGGUUGAAAAUAUUGAUCCCAUGCAUAGUGAUUUGGUAGCUUGGUUUUUGUCUUAA